ACUGAUGGACUCAACCACAGCUACGGCAGAGCUGGGCUGGAUCGUGCAUCCUCCAUCAGGGUGGGAAGAGGUGAGCGGCUACGAUGAAAACAUGAACACCAUCCGCACGUACCAGGUGUGCAAUGUAUUUGAGUCAAGCCAGAACAACUGGCUACGGACCAAAUUCAUCCGGCGCCGCGGCGCCCACCGCAUCCACGUGGAGAUGAAGUUCUCUGUGCGUGACUGCAGCAGCAUCCCCAGCGUGCCCGGCUCCUGCAAGGAGACCUUCAACCUCUAUUACUAUGAGGCUGACUACGACUCGGCCACCAAGACCUUCCCCAACUGGAUGGAGAACCCAUGGGUGAAGGUGGAUACCAUUGCGGCCGACGAGAGCUUCUCUCAGGUGGACCUGGGUGGCCGGGUCAUGAAGAUCAACACCGAGGUGCGGAGCUUCGGGCCGGUGUCCCGCAGCGGCUUCUACCUGGCCUUCCAGGACUACGGUGGCUGCAUGUCCCUUAUUGCUGUGCGUGUCUUCUACCGCAAGUGCCCCCGCAUCAUCCAGAAUGGCGCCGUCUUCCAGGAGACACUGUCGGGGGCGGAGAGCACAUCGCUGGUGGCUGCCCGGGGCAGCUGUAUCGCCAAUGCCGAGGAGGUGGACGUACCCAUCAAGCUCUACUGUAACGGGGACGGCGAGUGGCUGGUGCCCAUCGGACGCUGCAUGUGCAAAGCCGGCUUUGAGGCCGUGGAGAAUGGCACAGUCUGCAGAGGUUGCCCGUCUGGAACCUUCAAGGCCAACCAAGGGGACGAGGCCUGCACCCACUGUCCCAUCAACAGCCGGACCACUUCUGAAGGGGCGACCAACUGCGUCUGCCGCAACGGCUACUACAGAGCGGACCUGGACCCCCUGGACAUGCCCUGCACAACCAUCCCCUCCGCGCCCCAGGCGGUGAUCUCCAGCGUCAACGAGACCUCCCUCAUGCUAGAGUGGACCCCACCCCGCGAUUCAGGAGGCCGCGAGGAUCUCGUCUACAACAUCAUCUGCAAGAGCUGUGGCUCGGGCCGGGGCGCCUGCACCCGCUGUGGGGACAACGUGCAGUACGCGCCCCGCCAGCUGGGCCUGACCGAGCCUCGUAUUUACAUCAGCGACCUGCUGGCUCACACCCAGUACACCUUCGAGAUCCAGGCCGUGAACGGCGUCACCGACCAGAGCCCCUUCUCCCCUCAGUUCGCCUCCGUGAACAUCACCACCAACCAGGCAGCUCCGUCGGCUGUGUCCAUCAUGCACCAGGUGAGCCGCACCGUGGACAGCAUCACCCUGUCGUGGUCCCAGCCUGACCAGCCCAACGGCGUCAUCCUGGACUACGAGCUACAGUACUACGAGAAGGAGCUCAGUGAGUACAACGCCACAGCCAUAAAAAGCCCCACCAACACGGUCACUGUGCAGGGCCUCAAAGCCGGCGCCAUCUAUGUCUUCCAGGUGCGGGCACGCACUGUGGCGGGCUAUGGGCGCUACAGCGGCAAGAUGUACUUCCAGACCAUGACCGAAGCUGAGUACCAGACAAGCAUCCAGGAGAAGCUGCCACUCAUCAUUGGCUCCUCGGCGGCUGGCGUGGUCUUCCUCAUUGCUGUGGUCGUCAUUGCCAUCGUGUGUAACAGAAGACGGGGGUUUGAGCGUGCUGACUCGGAGUACACGGACAAGCUGCAGCACUAUACCAGUGGCCACAUGACCCCAGGUAUGAAGAUCUACAUCGACCCUUUCACCUAUGAGGACCCCAAUGAGGCAGUGCGGGAGUUUGCCAAGGAAAUUGACAUCUCCUGUGUCAAAAUUGAGCAGGUGAUUGGAGCAGGGGAGUUUGGUGAGGUAUGCAGUGGCCACCUAAAACUGCCAGGCAAGAGAGAGAUCUUUGUAGCCAUCAAGACGCUCAAGUCAGGCUAUACUGAGAAGCAGCGCCGGGACUUCCUGAGUGAGGCAUCCAUCAUGGGCCAGUUCGACCACCCCAAUGUCAUCCACCUGGAGGGUGUUGUCACCAAGAGCACGCCUGUGAUGAUCAUCACUGAGUUCAUGGAGAAUGGCUCCCUGGACUCCUUCCUCCGGCAAAACGAUGGGCAGUUCACAGUCAUCCAGCUAGUGGGCAUGCUCCGGGGCAUCGCAGCCGGCAUGAAGUACCUGGCAGACAUGAACUACGUCCACCGUGACCUGGCUGCCCGCAACAUCCUUGUCAACAGCAACCUGGUCUGCAAGGUGUCUGACUUUGGGCUCUCGCGCUUUCUGGAAGAUGAUACCUCAGACCCCACCUACACCAGCGCGCUGGGUGGGAAGAUCCCCAUCCGCUGGACGGCCCCAGAAGCCAUCCAGUACCGGAAGUUCACCUCAGCCAGUGACGUGUGGAGCUAUGGUAUUGUCAUGUGGGAGGUGAUGUCCUACGGGGAACGGCCCUACUGGGACAUGACCAACCAGGACGUAAUCAAUGCCAUAGAGCAGGACUACCGGCUGCCCCCACCCAUGGACUGCCCAAGCGCCCUACACCAGCUUAUGCUAGACUGCUGGCAGAAGGACCGAAACCACCGGCCGAAGUUUGGCCAGAUCGUCAACACGCUGGACAAGAUGAUCCGAAACCCCAACAGCCUCAAAGCCAUGGCGCCCCUCUCCUCCGGAAUCAACCUGCCACUGCUGGACCGCACGAUCCCCGACUACACCAGCUUUAACACCGUGGACGAGUGGCUGGAGGCCAUCAAGAUGGGGCAGUACAAGGAGAGCUUCGCCAACGCCGGCUUCACAUCCUUCGACGUCGUGUCACAGAUGAUGAUGGAGGACAUUCUCCGGGUUGGGGUCACCUUGGCCGGCCACCAGAAAAAAAUCCUGAACAGUAUCCAGGUGAUGCGAGCACAGAUGAACCAGAUCCAGUCUGUGGAGGUUUGACGUUCAUCCACCUCGGCUCACCUCUUCCUCCAGGCGCCCCCCGCUCCGCCCCACACGCCGGCCCCCUGGCUCUCCGUCCACGUCCACCGCAGGGUCAGCCACCUGCCAGGAGGCCGCGGGCAGCAGGAAGAACCGAGCAGCGUUCCAGCCACGAGACGUCACCAAGAAUAUGUGCAACUCAGAUGAUGGAAAAAAGGGAACGGGGACAAAAGAAAAUCGAUCCAGGGAGGGGGCGGGAAAUACAAAGAAUAUUUUUUAAAGAGGAUUCUCAUAAGGAAAGUGA
Messenger RNA from Suricata suricatta (meerkat), 3182 nucleotides. It is a transcript of the gene EPHB2, whose product is annotated as EPH receptor B2. Lineage: Eukaryota; Metazoa; Chordata; Mammalia; Carnivora; Herpestidae. Bases 5 to 2899 code for a protein of 964 amino acids. Gene Ontology annotation, molecular function: protein binding; ATP binding; transmembrane-ephrin receptor activity. Gene Ontology annotation, biological process: cell surface receptor protein tyrosine kinase signaling pathway; central nervous system projection neuron axonogenesis; axon guidance. The record is from RefSeq and is a predicted model, not a curated record. The transcript has 15 exons. Gene Ontology annotation, cellular component: neuron projection; plasma membrane.